GUUACAGCUGUUAGUGACAGCCUUUAAGAAUUGAAGCACAUGUUUUCUUUAGUCAUUAUCUGAAUUCCCUCUGGGUUUCCAAAUUGCAUAAUCCAGCUGACCUCAAUUUGUUGAACCCAAGUGAUUGUACUUUUCAGAAUAUGCUUCAGCAAACAGACUCAUCCUGACACCCCAUCAAAACUCACCCUGGCCCGAGUGGUUGCCAUCUCAGCUGAAGUUACUGCUGGGUUCCACGAGGCAAAGCUUGACUAGAGUGAAUUGAUUCAUGGGGAUUAGAGAUUAAGACUUCCCCGGCCGCUUUGGUGGAGUAAAUCUGGGGAUUAUGAUGUCAACAGCCUAUGGACGCUAGAGAGGAAAUUGAAUUGUGAGGAACGGCAGCAGUUAUGGUGCAGGAUUACAGCGUAGUUAGUAAAAAUCAGAGAUGAGAGUCCAUGUCUGUGCUUUUCUCCUGCUCAGCAAAACCUCCAUGGGAAACCAUUUACUGCCUUCGGACAGUAGAAAUUGCAAACAUGACAGGGAUAACUGAGUGAAUAUUUCUGAUGUUAUUUGAGGGUUAAGAAGAUUUCUCUCUGUGGUAAUCCUCCUCUGGUCUGGCCUUUGAAGCAUCAGGUGACAACUCCAGUUGUGGCUACUCCUCCCGCUCCCUCAGCAGCUCCCAGUGUUACAUUUGAAGGACUCUCAAAAACCAAGAAGAUGAAGGUGAAGUUGGCCCAUUUGGGUUUGGUCUUCUUCCUCCUUCUGUCUCUGGUGAUGACAGGCUGUUUUCUUUGGCAAUAUCAGAUGCCAAAACUUAAGCCAGAUGAAGAGAUGGGUCGUAAUGCCAAUUCAGAGAUGAUGUGUCCCCGCUUUCCUGAGCCUCUCCCUUUGGAACAUCCAAUCCCCAGUCUCAAAGAAGCCCUGGAAAAGGUGGAUGUUUUGUUUCGCCAAAGCAUCAACCCCAUCAGCCUUCCUGCUCUGUCUUCCAUUGUGAUCUUAAAUGAUACAGUUUUGUGGACUGGCAACUUUGGAAAGAGGAAUGCCAGUGAUCCUCUGUCAGGCCCACCCAGUGAAUACACAAUCUACAGAAUUGCCAGCUUAUCGAAGAUUUUUCCAACGCUGAUGCUCUACAAACUGUGGGAGGAUGGAAAGAUCGCCUCCUUAGAUGAUCCACUGGAAAAAUAUGUAGAAAAUUUCACAAUAAAAAACCCCCUGGGGAAAACACGAGACUCUGAGUUAAAAUAUGUGACAGAUGGGCUAAUAUUUCUAGACAGUGGAGAGGUACAAAUUCGCUCCUCCUCUGUCACCCUGCGCAGGAUGGCAAGCCAGCUCUCAGGUCUGCCAAGGAGGCUGAGGGCUACAAAUUUACUCUGGAAAGGCAAAACGCAAUCAGCAAUCAAUCUGUUACAAGAUGAUGUUCUUGUUGCAGAUCCAGGAACCAAGUGUCACUACAGUAACCUCGCAUUCUCUCUUCUUGCUCAUGUGAUGUCUGAAAGAGUGGUCGGAGUUGAUUACCAACGAUGGGUCACAGAAAACAUCUUGGAUCGAUUAGGAAUGGAAGACACCAGUUUUGAGCUGACCCCUGGGUUACAGAGUCAGUUUGCUGUGGGAGUUUACUCAAACGGAAAACCUGCUCCUCUCUAUGAUCUCGGCUGGUACCGACCUUCAGGGCAGAUGUUUUCUACCCCUGCAGACAUGGCCAAACUCGCCAUGGUGCUGCUGGGGGCCUAUCACCGCAAGCUGCUGGAGCCAGAUUCUCUGAAGAUCAUGUUGAACCCACUCUUCAGGUGUGAAAAGGAUUACUUUGCAAACCGUACUGGGACCCCUUGGGAGGUGAAUGACCUCAUGGGCUACGAGAUGCUGCGGAAAGAUGGUGAUCUGGACGGCUACUCUGCCACGUUCUCCCUGGUUCCUAGGCUGAAGCUAGGCCUGGUAAUCCUAAUGGCGGGCAGCAGGCCUCAGAAGCAGGAUGUGGUCACAAAGGCCUACAGCUACAUUGUUCCAGCGAUAGAGAAAGCCUUUAGAGAAGCCAAAAAGAUUCUAGUUGCUUCCCCAAAUCCAGAGCCUUACAUUGGGUUUUUCACAUACAGCAACAUCACUUUCUAUGAGAUCAAAGUGGGACCUGAUGGAGUUCUGAUCAUGCAGCAGUUUGGUCCUCAGAUUGAAGAGCUGAUUCCAGAGAAGUACAGGACAAUAAAGCUUAACUACUUAGUGGAGCGGGUUUUCAGAGUUGUGUUUGAUAAAGAGUACCCUUGUGUUUUGAGAGUCGGCAAGGCUUCAGUUUCGUUGGAAGCCCAAGAUGGCCAACUUUUUAACUUCUACGUCUUUAAUAAGCAAGGCUUGUCCCCUGGCUUUGAUGCACCAGGGCUAAACACAUACAAUGUGGUGCGAAUAGCCCGGAGGCCAACCUUCACCAGCUGAGGAGCAGCAAGUGUUUUUGUGCUUUAUCGAUGACGUGAAGAAAGGCAUGCAACAGUGAAAGACUCACCUGAAAUCACAGGGGACGCCAGUAGUAUCAUUUUGAAAAGAACUCUUGAAUGAGAACAGAUAAGAAAGACAAGUACUUGGCACAUAUUUUUUUUCUUCUGGGUGAUGUUCAUGAAUGUCAUCCUCACACAGGCCCUUUAUCACACCUCUAAGCUAAAUAUUCACUCUGUGGAAAUUCAGUGCGUUUGUUCAUCCUGCCUUCUUCUGUUAAUGUCUCGCUAGAGAAAACAGCAGAACAACACAUUUUGUGGUCAGUCAUAUAACAAUUUUGCAUAUGAUUAUUAGUAAUCCUGGUUGAAGGAUUGCUAAUAAUCCUUCAACCAGGAUUAUUAGUAGUAAUAAUCCUGGUUGAAGAAAUGUAUCCAUUUUCAAACUGUCUUAUUGGAACUGGUAAACAUUUCCAAACUUUUAAAACAGCUUAUUUACAGCUAGAUACAAUGCAGUUUGAUUUAACAUACAGUAUGUACAGAAAGUGCAUAGGCAUGCAAAGGCUGCGGCUUCCUGUUACUAUGCUGCAACACAUAGCAACUUAACUCAAUAACUUUACACAAACAAUAGAAAAUAACACUGUUUUUUAUAUGAACAGAAGACGAUAAAAAUAGCUAAAAUUGGAUCUCAAUCCAUAGUUCCUAUAAAGGAUGGGGUUAACACUGCAGCAUAGCAAAGUGGCUGUUUAAAACCCCAUCCAGUAAUUGAUCAAAAUGUCAUAUUUUUGUGAUGAAUUCCAUAAGUUUUGUCAUACAACAAAUGAUUUGACCAGUCAUUGCUGUUAUGAGUAUUUUCCACUUUGUUGUUGCUGAGAAUGCACCUUUGUUUUCCUGUGACGCUGGUUUAAAUUUGGGUAAAAAUAUAAUAUUAGUUUUAUCAAACCUAUAUCUUACGUAUUUUUUACAUUCUCUUCUUGAAGAUAAAUAUUGCCAUAAAGCCAGUUGAUGCACAAGCAGCAGAAAAACUUUGUGUAUAAUGUGAAGUCAAUAACUGUAAAAUAGAAAUGAAAUAAAAUACUGUAUAUAAAAAAUAAAA
Messenger RNA from Poeciliopsis prolifica (blackstripe livebearer), 3486 nucleotides. RefSeq names its product lactamase, beta-like 1b (gene lactbl1b). The transcript is spliced from 7 exons. Bases 694 to 2397 code for a protein of 567 amino acids. The record is from RefSeq and is a predicted model, not a curated record. Lineage: Eukaryota; Metazoa; Chordata; Actinopteri; Cyprinodontiformes; Poeciliidae.